AUGCCUAUCAACAUUCUCUCCGCCAAGUCCCUGGACAAUGAUAUCCCCGACAAGCCGCUCGUCUUUGUCGUAGAAGGAAGGUAUCAGAACUGGAUAAAGCCAAUCAUCCUGCUAGAAUGUCUCGGCAUAGAUUAUGAUGCCCCGUGCUUAGAUGGGCCUGCAACGCGAACCGACUGGUUCACCAAAAUUCAUCCCCAGAGAUAUGUGCCCGCCAUGAUUGAUGAAGAGGACGGCCAGCGCGUAACAUCCUGGGACAGCUCGCAGAUCCUGCAGUACAUUGCGAAGAAGUAUGACGUGCAGAAGAACUACUGCGGUUCUACUGCUGCCGAGGAACUGGAAAUAGGAAACUGGCUCACUUUUGAGACUGCAUCACUUGGCCCAACUGCAAAGUACUGGGUUUGGUACGAAAUUCGAAAGCCGGAAGAUCAGAACCCCAAGGCAAAAGAGAAGAUGUAUAAGGACCUCGUGGUUCAGUUUGGCAUCAUGAACGAUCGUUUGUCAAAGCCGGGACAAAAUUGGAUUGGGUUGCCUGACAGGCCAACCAUUGCAGACAUCUCCAUAUACCCGUUUGUAGAUGACCCGACGACGGCUCGUAUGGGGAUUGACAAGAAUGAUUUCCCGGCGCUCAAGGCUUGGAGUGAGCGUAUUGCUGAACUGCCGGGGGUGGCUAAGGCGUAUGCGGAAUUGAAUUCCCGAAAGGAGCUUGUCAUUGGGGAGUGA
Molecule: messenger RNA, 720 nt
Organism: Pochonia chlamydosporia 170
Lineage: Eukaryota; Fungi; Ascomycota; Sordariomycetes; Hypocreales; Clavicipitaceae
Exons: 3
Coding region: 1-720 (239 amino acids)
Source: RefSeq, a predicted model, not a curated record